GCUACAGCCCACGAAACUAUUCUCACGGCGGGUGCACAUGGCCAAGGUCUCCGACAUCCGCGCAGCAGGCCGGACGUAUGGCGUCCACCGCACACGGCUCGCGUUCAUCGCGAGCGUCGUCUCCUUUCUCAACCUCUCGUCCCCGCUCGCUGCCUACGUUUCCGAGAAUUUUCCGUGGACAGAGCGCCCGGCGCUCGAGACGUUUGCCUCGUACGAAGCCUUCUCCAACCAGACGCGUGCGCUGAACCAAGCGCUCUAUUCGGCGGCCACCCUGCCGACCGGCGAGACGUACGUCGUCGACACCAAGUACGAUGCGCAAGUAACCCGCGCGCUGCGGCGCAUGGGCCAGCCGUCGAUGUCGGAGGCCGAGUGUUUUCAAGACCACCUUUUGGGUCUCCCGGGGCUGAUCUAUUACAGCAACAGCCACGUCGACCUCGUGUGUGCGACGCUGCGCGCGCCGAAUGUAUCGAGCGUCACGGACUGGGCCAUCCGGGGGUCGUGCUUUCGCGCGCAGCUGUGCAGCUUUGGCGUCGGGCACUCGUGUCUCUGGCUCGUGCCAGGAGACGCGAUUUUCAACCGUUCGACGGCCAACGACAGCAGCGUGACCAUUUACUUUGUCUACACCGAGUCGCGCGACGCGUCGUGGGUCUGGUUCAAGUUUGUGUACCGGAUUGGCGCAACACUGUUGGUCUGGCAUCGGUUCUGGCGCCUCUACUACCGCCAUGUCGUGGCGCUGGAGACGCGACUCGAAACGUCGGGGCAUCGCCAGAAGAUGCCCGACGGUGCGUGGUCCUACGAAUUAAUUGUGGGCGACCCCACCGCCAUGAUCCUCUUGGAUCCGUGGGUUGCGUCCCUCUACUUUCUCGACAUUUGGCUCAGCGCCGGGAGCCUUGCGAUCGCCAUCAUGCAAGUACAGCAGAACGAGAAGAUCUGGUUGAUGCUCGUGAGCAUGGCCUAUCUGGCGCGCACGGUCUGGUUUGCGUACUGGUACCUCUGUAUCGUCUCGUUUGGUCUGAAGCGGUACCGCAAGGAACAUGUAUUUUCGGACGUGGACCCGACCCUCGUCGCAAUCGUUGUCAGCAUCUAUGGGCCGGUGCUGACGUACCUCAACGGCAACGUAGCGCUGCUGGCUCGCUUGUACCAAUGGAUCUUCAACUGCGUCGUGCCGUCCCGCGACCAAGGCCAGAGGAUCGAAGCUGGGGUCGGCGCGAGUGUUUACACUGUGCUCAUUGGCAGUCUCCCGCUCCUGCACGGCCUUGUCAUGCCGCACCUGCGCCCCGCGCCUGCCCAAGGCAGCCGCCGUCGACGAACGACGAUUGUCGAAGGCCCCGCGUACAGCUCUUUUCACUACAACAACACCAAGAACCGAGUGGUGCUCCAGCUUCUCCAGAUGCUCCGCCGCUUUCCAACGGCGAGGUCGAUCGGCGGCCAGGUGCACGCGGCAGCUGAGAAACUUCCGCGACUCAAACGUUGUCCGACCAUCAGUUUGCGUGGGACCGACUGCUUUGUGCUCUGCUACUGCAACGGCCGCCUCGACGAGACGCUUCGGCUGAGUCUCUUGAGCACACUGCAGCUACAGCCCAGCGUCGUCAUCGAGGCGCCGACGCCGUCGGACUUUACAGUUGACGUGCUCCAACCGCUAGACCACUCGGUGUUUGUCAAGCGGCAAGAAGCCUCUGGCCCGCAGAUACCGUUGCUAGUGCUGCAACGGGCCUCGACGCCGUCGGUCUGGUGUCUCUAG
Saprolegnia diclina VS20 is the source of this 1741-nucleotide messenger RNA. RefSeq lists its product as hypothetical. The record is from RefSeq and is a predicted model, not a curated record. Bases 38 to 1741 code for a protein of 567 amino acids. The transcript is spliced from 4 exons. NCBI's taxonomy places the organism in Eukaryota, Oomycota, Saprolegniomycetes, Saprolegniales, Saprolegniaceae.